Erigeron canadensis is the source of this 3983-nucleotide messenger RNA. RefSeq names its product pentatricopeptide repeat-containing protein At1g63330-like. Gene Ontology annotation, molecular function: protein binding. Bases 32 to 2872 code for a protein of 946 amino acids. The transcript has 6 exons. Lineage: Eukaryota; Viridiplantae; Streptophyta; Magnoliopsida; Asterales; Asteraceae. The record is from RefSeq and is a predicted model, not a curated record.
UUUUCUCAUAAAAAAACCCUGCAACUAAAAAAUGCACCUCAUACGCCCAAAAUCCAUUCCAAAAAUUCAAUCUUUUUCAAUUCCAAGAUUAUAUUAUUCCUCAAAGACAUAUCACUAUAAAAAUAACAGUAACGAGGAGCAAGAAACUGUGAACGAAAUCACAUCCAUUUUAGGCCAAGAUGAUGAUUGGUUUCCAAAAUUGAAAUCAUUUCCAAGAAAACUAAACCCAGAUUUAGUUCAAUCAGUUUUUGAGCAAAACAAAUCAUGUGAUCCCGGAAAGCUGCUUCAUUUCUUCAAAUGCUCAUCUUCUAAGAUGGCGGGUACUUUUCAAAACUUGAAAUCUUUCUUGUUACUUUCAGUUUCUUUAUGCGAAUCGAAUAAGUUGCGAAAAGCUAGUAGUGUAUUAGACCAAAUGAUAGAAACCCGAAAACCGCGGGUUUCGGAUGUUGUAGAUGCAAUGAGAAGUGUAGGAUUGACUUCUGCAGUGUUUACUCAGAUUAUUUAUGCUUACAAGGGUAAACAUAUGUUGGAUGAAGCUGUUUCGUUAUUGUCGAGUUAUAAAGGUGUUGAUUGUUUUCCGAAUUUGGUGUGUUUGAAUUCUUUGAUGAGUGAUUUGUUGCAGGAUAAUAAGUUGGAUUUGUUUUGGAAAGUUUACGAGAGAUUAGUUGAGGAAAAUGUGACCCCUAAUGUUUAUAUUUACAGCAAUGUGAUUAACGCUUAUUGUAUGAGUGGGAAAAUGGAGGACGCGAAAAGGGUAUUUGCGGAAAUGGUGGAGAAAGAUUGCAGUCCUAAUGCUGUAACAUACAACCUUUUUAUAGUGGGGUUAAGUAGACACGGUCUUGUCGAUGAAGCUCUUGCUUAUAAGAAAUCAAUGGAUGAAAAGGGUUUAGCGUUGAAUGGGGAUACUUACAUGAUGAUUGUAGAGGGAUUAUGCAAGGCAAAUAGAACAAGUGAUGCGAAAAUGGUUUUAAGUGAUAUGAAAAAUGCAGGUGUUAGACCUAAGCAGCUUACUUACAUAUCUUUGAUUGAUUGGUUCAUGGGAGAAGGUAACAUAGAGGAAGCUUUAAGCAUGUUAUAUGAGAUGCUCUCUAAAAAGAUUGAACCCCGAUCAACAUUACGGUGUAUCAACAAUCUAAUGACGAAUUUGUUGAAACUAGACAGAAUGGAGUCUUUUUGGAAUGUGUAUAAAAAAAUGCUGGCUAAGAAGUUAAAACCCGAUGGUUUUACUUAUACUAAUGUGAUUGGUGGUUACAUGAAAGACGGGAAAGUGGAUGAAGCUAAAAAAAUGUUUUCUGAAAUGGGGAAGAAAGGUUACAGUCCGGGUUUGGUGACCUACAAUGUGCUAAUUAGUGGGUUAUGUAAAAGUGGUCUUGUUGAUGAAGCUUUUGUGUUGAAAAGUUCAAUGGCGAAGAAGGGUUUGGAACCUGAUGUUCUUACUUAUACAGAUCUUAUCGAUGGGUUAUGUAGAUUAAAGAGAUCCGAAGAUGCAAAAUUGCUUUUGGAAGAUAUGGCGUUUGUGGGUUUAUCUCCGGACAAUGUUACUUAUACUGCAUUGAUCAAUGGGUUUCUGAAACAAGGUGAAGUUGAUAAGGCGUUCAAAAUUAAGGAUGAAAUGGUUGCUAAAGGUAACAAACUCAAUCAUGUGACUUUUAAUUGCAUCAUAGAUGGAUUAUGUAAGCUUGGUCAAUGUGAUAAGGCGAUCAAGAUUCUCAACAAUAUGAAGGAGGAAAGUGUUUCCCCUGAUAUUUUUUGUUAUAAUUCGUUAAUUUUUGGUCUUUGUAAGGCAAAGAGAAUGGAGGAAGCUCGUGGUUUCUUGGCUCAAAUGAUAGAAAAUGAAGUAAAGCCGAAUGCUUUUACUUACGGAGCACUAAUAUCUGCUUAUAAUGAUAUUGCCGAAGUUAAGGUUGCUAAUGUGUAUUUCACAGAGAUGAUUGGCCUUGGAAUUUUGCCUGAUCAAGCUGUGUUAGCAUCCAUAAUUGAUGGUUAUUGUAAAGAAAAUAGCUCAACAGAAGCAAUCUCGUUUUUAAAAAGUAUGGUGGGGAAAAGUAUUCUUCCAGAUGUACAAAUUUACAACGCAUUCAUACAAGGUCUCUCAAAUAAUCAAAAGAUGGAACUGGCGAUGGAGGUGGUCUCGGAGCUUAGGGAGAAGAAUUUGAAUCUUGAUGUUUAUGCUUACACUUCUCUAAUUUCUGGCUUCAUUAAGCAAGGUGAUCUCCAGAACGGAUUCCAGUUGUUUGUUGAAAUGCAAGAUAGAAAUGUUCAUCCAAAUAUUGUUACAUAUAAUGCUUUGAUUAACGGGCUUUGUAAGGCAGGUGAUCUUAAGAGAGCAAAGGAACUAUUUGAUCAUAUCCCGGGGAAAGGCUUAAUAGCCAAUGCUCGGACUUAUGCUACAUUAAUUGACGGGUACUGCAAAUCAGGGUAUCUUCUUGAGGCAUUCAGCUUAUUAGAUGAGAUGUCCACGAACGGGUGUCAAGCAGAUGAGUAUGUCUAUGGAGCACUUGUGAAUGGCUGCUGCAAAGAAGGUGAUAUUGCAAGGGCAUGUUUGGUGUUUGACAGAAUUUUAGAUAGCAGUUUUGCAUCUACACCUACCAUGAAAACUUUAAUUGUCUGGUUGUGUGAAAAGGGGAAAUUUUCUGAAGUAUCGUCUUCUAUUGAUGAACUGAAGAAGAGGGGGGUAAUACUUGGUUCUGAUACGUGUAAGAAUCUGAUUCUUGGGUUGAAAAGUGGUGGUUAUGAUGAUGAAGUGGCUAUGGUGUUUGAAAAAAUGAUGAAGUUUGGAUGGGUGCCUGAUUUAACUAGUGCAAAUGAGUUGAUAUGUCAAGAAGAAACAGAGCUGAAAGAGGCUAAUACAUCAAAGGAAGCAUCCUUGUAAGUUUGUUGUAUGGUGUGACUUUUUUCGGAGUUGACCAUUAACAGCGUUGUUCAAAGAUUGUUUUAGCCCUUUUUACCACCUUAAGCUGGUCAAGAAAUGAUGUUUCAUUUUGCCAUGAUUUAUGCCCGGAUUCAACCCAAGAUGUUACACGCAACAUCAAGAGACAGGCUUGGACAUCAGCUCAAUGGUCUUCAUUACGAUCUUCAAGUUAUUAUAACGGAGCUCAAAUUCUCAAGGAACAUGGAUAUUAGUUGGAGGAUGCAGUAGGGAUUCUGAUGGGGCUGCAGGAAAAAUAUGAGACUCAUCACAGAUGUAAAUACAUAUCGGAGGCCAUAAAUGCUGUUGUGUACCUGCUAGCUAGAUACAUUCCUGACAGAUAUCUUCCCGACAAAGCCAUUGAUCUGAUUGACAAAGCAGGCAGUAGAGCGAGAAUGGAAUCAUUCAGAAAGAAAAAAGAACAGCAAGUUGACGUACUUUCUAAGUUCACCCAUAGAUUACUGGCAAGAAGUUAAAGCUGUCUGGGAUAUACAUAAUGUGGCUACUCCAUAAGUCCAUAAGCAUAUCACUGAAAAGUGGAGCGCUGGAGCUAUAUGCAAACAUGGUCUAUCAUUACUAUCGAUCAACUGCAUAUUAUAAUCACUCUGUAAAUGUUUUCCUGGACGUGUGAACACCAUUGGGUUAUUAGUGCUGAACACAGGAUGGUCUCAUGAAAGCUGUAUGUAUUUACUACACUGCUAUGUUGCUAACAGUGAUAUCUGGACCGGAUUGGGAAUGUGGAGUGCAUACAGUGAUACAGGCCACGCAGCUGAUUUAUUCCCAGAUUACCAGCAGCAGGCCUUUGACCUUGCUACCGUCAAAGGUGGUCCACCAAGGCACCAACCAAGAAGAUGUGGGUUUUGGUUCUUAGAGGGACAAGUAUGCGAGCAUUUUUCAUUCAGAAAGAAGGUACAUUCCCAGAUUACAAGUAUUUGGCUUCACAUGCACAAGUGAGUAGAUGGAAUUAGAGGAGAGCGAGUUCACUAAAAAGUGCAAGGUCUUUUGUGUUUUGCUCAUUAUGUUCAUUUUUCUGAGUUUUGUUCAUUAUGUUAUUUCCAUUCCUUGUGUGUGUGUG